This is a messenger RNA of Aspergillus heteromorphus CBS 117.55, 1304 nucleotides long. RefSeq lists its product as uncharacterized. NCBI's taxonomy places the organism in Eukaryota, Fungi, Ascomycota, Eurotiomycetes, Eurotiales, Aspergillaceae. Bases 361 to 1014 code for a protein of 217 amino acids. The transcript has a single exon. The record is from RefSeq and is a predicted model, not a curated record.
UCCUGUAGGUCCGUUAGCGCGCUGGACGGGCCGCCCUCGGGACCCGGGGCCACUUACAGGCACUUCUCCAUCUUCUCGAAUGUGGUCUCGGCCUGGUCGAAGAACCCGAUCACGAUGCCCUUGCUGAACUCAUUGUCACCCUCAUCGUCCAUCUCGAGAAUCUGCUCGAAUGUGGUCUGGUCGAUGCUCUCGCUCAUCUCGGCCAGCGUGGACGGGAUCGGCUUCGUCUCCUUGGGCUUGGGGAUGUCAGCGUCAGCCUUCGCGUCCGCCUCCGGCGACACGACACGUACAGGCUCCUCCACGGUCUUUGUGGUGGUGGUGGGUGCCAUGGUGCUGAGGUACGAGUGUCUGGGGGUUUGAAUGAGUUCAGGUGUUUGUUUGGACGUAGGAGCAACGCCUCAGAUCAGAGUUCUUGCGGGCUCUUUGUUUCUGACUCUGGAGUCAAAUCCUAGCCGGCUAUUCUCUGGGAGAUGGCGUCAACCGGUGAACACGGUAUACUGUGGAUUACACGGAGAGAACCUGCAGGCUAAUUCCAUGUCAGUGGUUGAUCACGAAUCGCGCGGCGACGUUACAGCUGCUCGACUGGAGUGUGAUAAAGUUGCCCUACACGAUGCCGGUAUUACGAGGGAGCGGAGGGGCAAGGACAAACAGGGACCCAGCGCGAUGCAGCAAAGGAGCAAGGGACGUGCAGAGACACACCGAGGGGAUGAGGGUGUUCACCUGUGGCAGGAUCGCGUGUGCGACGCCCAAGAUGAUGACGGGGGAGGGGCGGGGAGGGGUGCAGGCAGGGGAGGGGAAGAGGGGUCAAAGGAAACACACAGGAGUUCUAGCUAUCUGAGGCUGAGGAAGUUCAGCAAGGACAAGGACUUGGUGUCUCAGCAGGGGGUGUGGAUGGGGGUAUUAGUGGGAAAGGACGAGGCUGGGGGAGGGGAGAGGGGAGAGGGAAAGUGUGCAGAGGGGGGGGCGACGGCUAGAACAGAUGCGCGUAUAUCAAUCAUCCACCCACCACGGUAGUGACCACACACGCGCGCACCAUGGAUGGGUCCACAUGGGGUGGGCAAAGGAACAGCUGUCUAGAUCAGGAGGGAUGAGGGGGAGGGGCAGCAGCAGCAGUCAUGAACAUUGGACACAUGGUAGGAGAUUGUCCGAAUAGUGUGGGCAGCGCAACAGAAGGGGAUCUCUCCUACCUGAAACCAGUUCUCCCCACCGCAGUCUGAUUGUCGUAGAUGAGGGUGUUUGUGGUGAUCGUAGGGAGGGUGGUGAUGGAGGUGAACUGAGUGGGACUGGCAGUGACCGAAUUAAAU